AUGAUAAACAAAAUGCAUAUAUCUGUGUCGUUAUGUGUUUUCGUACUUUGUGUGUGCAGUGCUUACACUUUAGUUCUUAUACCAAAACCUAGUAACAAUAUUAGAUUAUCUGAAAGAAUCGGCAACUUUUCAGUGGAAUUAAUUGACCGGACCUUAACCCAAACACCUAAUUCUAAUGUUGUUAUAUCUCCACUAACCAUAUGGACUGUACUUGCUGUAAUUGCCGAAGGAUCUGCCAGCAAUACGUUAAAGGAAGUGUGCAAUACUUUAAGAAUAGCUCCCGAAAACUUAAGGAGCGUAAGGGAAAGCUUCAAAAGAAUCGAGAAGUACCUAGUAGUGAAGACAACCACAGUUGAGUUAAACAAGUUAAAUAUUUUGUUUGUCGAUAAAGGUGUUAGUCCUACACAGAAAUUCGCAUUAGUUGCAAAAGACUAUAAUGUGUCAUUUGCAACACUUAAUUUUUCGGAGCCAUAUAAAACAGCUAACUUUGUUAAUAGUAAAGUGUACAACUUUACUCAGGGCAAAAUAUCAGACUUGAUUUCAGGUGAUGAUUUAACAAAUAGUCACAUGAUCCUAACAAGUGCCUUAUAUUUUAAAGGGCAAUGGACAUUUAAAUUCAAUAAAUCAGCCACAACAAAAGCUCCAUUCUUUGACAACCAAGGAAAUGUGAUAGGACAAGUUAAUAUGAUGUACAAUCGUCAAAUACUGCCAUUUGCAAACUUUAAGGAUCUUAAAGCAAGAAUAAUUGAAUUACCCUAUGGUAAAGAAAACCGUCUUUCAAUGCUGGUUAUGCUGCCAUACCAAAAUGUUACCGUUAAUGAAAUGUUUCUGAAUUUAAACCAAAUCUCAUUAGAUCAUAUCCUUGCAAACUUAGCGAUGUCUAUUAAUGAAUUUCCUGAAGACGAAAUAGAUAUUUAUUUGCCCCGCUUUAAAGUGAAAACCAACUUAGAUUUGACUGAUACACUUAAAAGUAUGGGUAUAAAAGAUUUGUUUGAUAGCUCACAAUCAAACUUGAAGAAAAUGGUGAAAAUACCAUCAUAUGUGUCAAAAAUUGCCCAUAAAGCAGUGAUUGAGGUAACGGAGGAAGGAACUAGUGCAGCAGCAGCUGCUGCGGCAGCGUUCAGCUAUCGCAUUGGUGUCACAAAGUUUGAAGCAAACAGACCAUUUGGAUAUAUGAUUGUGGAAAAAACUACUAACACUAUACCUUUUGCAGGUUCAUACAAUAUGCCUGAAUUGUAUGAGUCAUAA
This is a messenger RNA of Pieris macdunnoughi, 1248 nucleotides long. The record is from the annotation of a GenBank genome assembly. Lineage: Eukaryota; Metazoa; Arthropoda; Insecta; Lepidoptera; Pieridae.